AUGGACAGCAGCAGAAAGAAGAUAACAUUUAAGUGGCGACGAGCUGCAGUCACCUCACCCGCACAUGUUCAGAGAGGAGAUGCUGGCUCAGGCACGCCUUCUCCUUUGAACAUGUUGGCGAGUGAAGAUUCAAACGCUUCGCCCCUCAAUGACUCUGCAGGACCCGACGGCCUUGGAGCACUGAGUCUGGACACUCCCAAGAGAAAAGCAGAGGUGCUUCUGGGAAGUGUGCCCUCUUUUGGCAAAGUUAGGCUGAGAGAGCUUUCCAAGAAAAAUAAUGAAUAUUUCAUGCACUUAAAGGAAAAAGAUUUGGACAUCUCACCCAAACAGCUGGAAUCCACAGAGAGCCAACAAGUAUCGCCACCUCCGUCUCACUCUUUUAUCUUGAAAAAGAAAGAGAGGACACCCGAGGAGGGAUCAAAGGCUAUCUACAGGAUGGCGUUGAUUGCAGCCAUCGGCAACACAGAAGCAAGAUGCAGCACUAGUAAUACCCCCAACACUCACACAAACAGCCCAUCUUUGCCAUAUGUAUCAUCACCAGAGACAACUGAAGUGUCCAGCCCAAAGUCCCUUGACAGAAUGGUCAUGAACAUUAACUGUUCCUCAACCAAACCCGAGAAUAAAUCCAAGAACAACAGCACUGUCCACGAAGAUCAGUGGUCUUCCUUUCAUGUGUUUGAGGACACAGAAGCCCAAGAUGACCACUCCGAGCCAAAAACAGACAGAAGGAGAGUUGUGAUGGAAGGAGAAGAUUCACCCAAGGAGUUUGUUGCUCAGGAGUUUGUGUUUGUGGAGACAACCUCUCAAGGUUCUCAAGACAAGUUAUUUGGAAAUAUACCAGAAGCUGAGGACUGUGACUUGUCCCUCCCUGCUCUGGAGUAUAUCCCAGAUUCUUUGUCUUGUUUCAAGGCUCAUCAGAGUGGAAGCCAACAAUGGCAAAGUCCUUCAGUGAAUACCCAGGGAGCUACAACUUCCUCUGUAACUUUUUUAUCCACAAAUGAAACGACCCUCCAGGCUGCUUCUGUGGACAUGGAGAUGUCAAGAGGAACACGGAGGAAAGUUUUUGUCUCAUUAAAGAAGCCCCGUCCACCAAACACGGGCCCUUCAAAGGCAUCAACAGCCGAGAACAUGAAGACCCAUUUGUUGGAUCCGUUUGCUCUCCCACUACUCUCAAAUACAGGAGUAUUGAACCAUUGCCUGAACUCCACAACCACACGCAGACACUCAGAUGGUGGCUCUUCCAUGCGUUACCCCCCGUACCCCUUUACACGUGGGAGCACUCAUAAACGAUUAUCCAUGGGGGCAGAACCUAUAUGGACCAGUUACCCCUACCUGGACAAUAGCGUUGGUUUCAUAGACACACACUGCCAUCUAGACAUGCUCUAUGGAAAACUUGGCUUCUGUGGGACAUUCAGCAGCUUUCAAAGGUUGUACCAAAGUAGCUUUCCUCCACAGUUCAGAGGCUGUAUUACCAACUUCUGCAACCCAGGGAUCAUGGUGAAGGAGGCCCUGUGGGAAGGUUUGCUGGAUGAGGACAUGGUAUGGGGGGCAUUUGGCUGCCACCCCCACUUUGCCAAAAACUACUCAAGUGUCCAUGAGCAAAGUAUACUGAUGGCCAUGCGGCAUCCAAAAGCUGUGGCAUUUGGUGAGAUGGGCCUGGACUACUCCCACAAAAACUCCACAGACGCCUCGAGGCAAAAAGAGGUGUUUGAGCGUCAGCUGCGUUUAGCUGUGGCCAUGCAGAAGCCUCUGGUGAUUCACUGUAGGGAUGCAGAUGAUGACCUGCUGCCAAUCAUGAAGAAGUGUAUUCCUAGAGAACACAAAAUUCACAGGCACUGUUUCACAAACAGUUAUCCAGUGAUUGAGCCGUUCCUGACAGAGUUCCCCAACAUGUACGUGGGCUUCACAGCCCUGAUCACCUAUUUGAGGGCCACUGAGGCCCGGGAUGCUGUCCGCCAGAUCCCCCUGAACCGCAUUGUGUUGGAGACAGACGCACCAUAUUUCCUGCCCAGACAGGUGAAUAAAGAUGUCUGCCGGUUUUCACAUCCUGGAAUGGGCAUCCAUACACUGCAGGAGCUGAGUCUGCUGAAGGGGGAAGACAUGGACACAGUUCUCACCACCAUUCGAAACAACACCACUCAGCUCUAUGGCAUAUAA
Molecule: messenger RNA, 2157 nt
Organism: Chelmon rostratus (copperband butterflyfish)
Lineage: Eukaryota; Metazoa; Chordata; Actinopteri; Chaetodontiformes; Chaetodontidae
Gene: tatdn2
Product: TatD DNase domain containing 2
Exons: 6
Coding region: 1-2157 (718 amino acids)
Molecular function (GO): hydrolase activity, acting on ester bonds
Source: RefSeq, a predicted model, not a curated record